CGUUCAGUGUGUCCACGCGUGAGACCGGUACUCGUUCCGCAGACGCCAGCCGGAGACGAACAUCACUCGUCCGAUACGCUGUCAGUAUAAUAUCAUCAAUUGUUGUUGUUGUUGUUGUUGUUGUCGGCGGCCCGUGGAAAACAGCAUCACCAUGUCCGCGGCGGUAUUCAAGUGCAUAGUCGUGGCGCUCGUCCUGCAACAGGUGAUCGGUGAGUGUCCGCUUUGCCGGCAGUACCUACCCUGUAUACAUACAUACAUACAUAACGAUUUACCAAUGAUAUCCUAAUGGUUUUGUAUAUUUUGUGUGCCCCCUCUGACAGCCGGCGACCAUCAGAGACGGGGCAAAGAGCUGUUGGACACCGAGGACAGCGAUUUCUUCCGGUGCAAACAGGCCACCAGAAAGGUAAGACGUCAACGCCGCCGAGUUGCCGCCCGACGACGAAACACGGCGCGCGAGUCACGAUAACGUAAUCGGGCGCAGGCCGGUGGCACGGCCCGCAGGGUUUCUCGAUAGGGACAAAGCGAAAAAAAAAAAAAAAAAAACAACCUUGAAAUUACGUGUUUUCCGUUAACGUUAAUUUCCUCGAUCGCGUUUAAAAAUCUCACUAUUUGUCAAUGAAAUAUGAAAAUUAAUCGCAUAUUAUCCUAUAUGACAAAAUGUAAUGUAUAAGGAUAAAAUUAUUAUGAUUAAAAUGUAUGCAUUUUUUAAUCACGGCCACAAGACAGAGCCUUUGUUGCUAGUUCACAGGGACCUUAUUUAUUUAUUUAUUUUUUUUUUUUUUGUAUUAUGACGCCCAAGUUUGAUAUUUAUUCUUAUUGUAAUCAUCACGUAAACCAAAAUAAAUAAUCUUGCAAAUAAUAGUGAGUUUUAUACAGAGGAAAAAUUAGGUUGACUCGUCUGCUUUUUGUAUUAAUUGAAUUUGGCAACGAUACGUAAAAUGACUACUAAAAAGCGAUUUAAAAAAAUCUCAUUGUCGUGUGUACACGGUUAUAUGGGACAAUUUCACACAAUUUUUUUAGAAGCGAAUUUGUUCACGAAAAAUAACUUGCUACUUUGUACUUAAGGAAUUCUUCUGGGUGAUCUUUUAACAGAAUUUUUCAUUCGUAUAUUUAAAGCCAAUUCGUAUAAUUUGUUAGAGUAAAAGUUUCUUCCGAAAAAUUUAGAAUGGAUUAUCGGAGUUUUUUUAGCUUAAAUUAGUUUUCCUGUAGCGACUAUUUGAACCGAUUAAAAGGUCUUUAAAUGUAUUUUUUCGAUUAUUUCCAUUUUAUUUCUGUUUUUUUAAUCAUAUAAAUUAAUACGUGGAACGUAUAUGUCUAUAAAGUUACGCAGCAAAUUAUUCACCCACGUAGAUAUCUUCGCUGAUUAGUAUUUCGAAAAAUUUCGAUUAACUGAAACGAGCCCGCGGAGACUGCACGGGAUCACCUGUAGUAGUGAGCUCAGUUUGACAAACUCUGACGAAAUUUUAUUAAAUAUCCGCCCAACACCUAAAGCUCGUCGUUAAUAUAUUAUAUAGUGACAUCUGCGGUUUAAACGGUCAAAUAUUUGUAUAUAUAUUAUAUAUUGCUAUAAUAUGCAAUUCAACAACUUUUAUUAACAGUGGCUAUUUUCGUGUGCAUUAUAAAAUUAAAAAUGUGCACCCACCGCUUAUACGAUUUUAUUAUAGACGAGCCACAAGAUUUCACGGAUGUAAAGAAAACAUUUUUUUUUAUAUACAUACAAUAAUAUUUUUUUGGACAACAUAUAAAACAAAUAGAACUAUUUUGUUACAUUAUCGUUAUUUUUUGAGGUGAAACUACUACCCACUUGAUUUUUAAAUAAUAACCUUACAUUAACCUACAUUAUAAAUUCCAUAAAUAUUUUAGUUCGAAUAAAUUCGGUGUUGGAUUUUUUAAUAUUAAUGUUUGUGCACGACGGAAAGUCUGAAAAAAUAGCCACUUGCUUUUUGUGUGGCGUGAAUUCGAACAGCUUUAGUAUAAAAAUUAAAGCAUAUAUUAUUACGGGUACUCUAACCUAAUGUAAUCUGGUAUCGAUCCGGUAUUUGCAAUAAUAUAAUAUUAUCCGACACAAAUCUAUCAAAUAUUUUUCUAAAAGUUUUUCAAGUUUGUCGUAAUAUUAUUAUACACGUCAAAUAAUAUAAUAUUUGGAGAAAAACAAUAGUUGACCGUACGAACCUAGGUAAACAGAUACUAUUAUUUAUCUUUCCAUAUACACGAAAUAACACACACGUUAUUCUAGAAGAAACUUUCCACAAAAACGAUUUUACUACAUCAAUAUAGACGCGAUAAUACAUACAAAAACCGUCGCGAUACAUUCGUAUCAAAAUAGAAACAUAUCGGACGUAUUUGGAAAUAAUUAAUUUUUAGUCCAACGUCCUAGUUUAUAAUAAUAAAGAAAGGUGUAAUUAUACCAGAUAUGCAAGGUAAGAUUAUACCGUUAUCUUAAAGACCCGUUUGAAACAUCGCAGCGAUUCUGAACUUUUGUGCGUGUAUACAACCCAAGAUGUUUAUCCAAUGUUUCACGUUAGUAUGGUGUGUUUUUUUUUGUAUCUCUAAACAAUUUUUCGAUUUUACUCUAAUCAAAAACCAUUGGAAAUUUCUUAUAGAAUUUUUAAUCUACCUAGUACGAUACAUUGAUAAGGUUAUUUUUUUAUUUUUUUUUUUUGUAGUUUUCUUAAUAAAUGCAAAAAUUUGACAAUUUGUUGUGUGGUUUUUAUUAAUUCGGGGUUACUUUAGCAAAUGGGGAAAACGUAAGACCAAUAAAACUGCUCAGGAUCGUUUUUCGUUAACGAUGAUGUAUCGCUGAAAAUAGGCGUAAUUAAAUUACUCUGUAUAUCCAGCUUUCUUCUAACUUUCCUCCUAAAACACAACCAUCAACAGUAAAAUAUAUUUUUUUAAUAAAGCUAAAAUUUACCACUAGUAAAUAUUAUAUAUUCUUAAAUUUGUUUGUAUAAAUAUUAAAACAGUUUUAAGUGAAAUAAAAAAAUUCGUUACAAUUAUACACUAGGGUGGAUUUUACAUUUUGAAUAAAACUAUAUUUCGUGUUGUCAUAUUAUCGGAUAAAAAUCACGAUGCAGCGAAGGGUCAAAUUUUUGCUUUUUUUGCCUUUCAUCUUUAUCUCAUUUUAAUUUUCAAAACAAUUUGUUUGCUACUUAAAAAUAUCAGGACGAUCAAAUUGAAGCUCAAAGGUUUAGAAACGCCACGAGAUUAUACGUGAUCCGUGUAAUACUAUAUAAUACAACUUAGUAGUAUACUAUUCGACCGACUGGAAUAUAUAAUUUUCUUAUAGUUAUGUUUUGUUUUAUUUUUUUUUUUUUAACAGCAUUACAGUUUAAUUUUUUAUUUUUACAAUAAAUAUAAAUAUUCAAAGUACGGAUAUAUAUUACAUAUGGAACAAAAUAAAUAUAUCGUUUAUAACACAUUUCAAUUUUUUUUUUUUUUUUUUUUUAAUUAACACAAAAGAAUUUCGUCGAUUCAGUUAUAUAGCUAUUUAAGUUAUGAAAUUAAAUAUUAUAAAUUCUAUUAUUGUACACAAUUUCUAUUGGUAUUUUAGUUCAAAACAAUGGAAUCGAAACCGCGCGUUUAAAAACGCAAUUUUAUAAGGAUAAACGAUUUGUCUUAAAAAAAAAUGUUUUAACUUUCAAAACAAUAGGAUUAAAAUAUUACCAUUAAGUCCAAUGCAAAUGCUCAUUGCACAAUGUACAGAGUAUACCGCAGUUUCGGCUAAUUCUUAUACGUGUAAUUGCUUAGGAAAUUGCCAACAAUUUUACAGUUACAUUCUGUGUAUUAACUUUAUGAAAAAAAAAAAUAAAUAUAUAUAUAUAUGUAUUAUACCGAGCAAAUUACUUAUUCUGGCUGUUGCGGUUUUCACUAUAUUUUUUUUUUUUUUUUUCAAAUAGAUACGGUCCAACCUAUUUUACCAAAUGUAAACUAGUAAAACGUGUUAUUUAAUUUCAAGAGUUGUUUUAUUUUUAUUAUUUUUUUUUUUUUGGUCUCUAAGAGAGAAAAAACACGUAUUAAUUUUCUCGUCGCAAUUGAGUUCUCAUUAACAUUUACUCCAGAACGUAAUAAUACGGUUUUCCACACAUAAAAUAUAAAAUAAGAUUGCCCGAGAGAGAUGAUAACAAAUUAUUCAUUAUUAAUAUUUCCGUUUCAAUCAAACAAAAAUAAUAAUAAUAAUAUGAUUCAAUAUUUUUUUUUAUCUGCGGUUCUAAAAACGUUUAUUAUUUUUUUUUUUUUUUUCUAUAUUUGAUUGACAUUUUAACGAUAGUCAUUAUUUAAAUAUUAUUUUCUUCUUAUUAAUUAUUAUUAUAAUACAAACAAAAAAAAUACAAGUUUUCUGUACAGAAAUAUUCAUUUAUAAAUACUUUGAAUAAGAGUCGAAAUUUUUUUUUUAAUUUUCAAAUUUUCAAUUAAUUUAUACAAUACCUACAGGAAACACAAAAAAAAAUGCGUAAAAACUUUUGAUUGAUUUAACUACUCGGUGAAAUAUAUUCGAUUGAGUAGUCGGUUUUAAUUAACUUGCCGAGUACCUACGGUGUGUAUAUUAUAUUGGGUCAAUAAACUUAACGGAUAAAUUAAGCAGCUGUAAUUCGUAUUUUUCUUGAACGAGCUACUCUGCAAUUUGUAUGCGGUUAAUGUAUUGGUGAAAAAAAAACCAAUUGUACUCGGUAAAUUAAUUUAAUAAAAAAUAAAAAUUUGUUAUCCAUUCGUAAUUGAAAAAUAUUUCUAUAAGUAUACAUUUAAAUGGAAAUGAUUUUGAAAAACAUUUCAGGUGUGUAUACCUAUCGAUACUGUUUCCCAGUUUACUCAUAAAUAAUUAAAUGGUAAUAAUCAAAUCAAAUAUAAUUUAUUUUACAGCAUAAUAUUCGAUGAAAAUAUUCGACUUUUUUACGUAAAUGUUUUUAUUUUUAAAUACAUUUAAUUAUUUAAAGGUUAAACGCGAUAGCUAUUUUUGUGUAGAAUCUAAAAAAUUAAUAAAUAAAAAUAAAAACUUUAAUCACCGAUUAUUAUUAAUCAAAUAGCAAAUAAUCUUACAUUUUAUAAAACAAUGUAAUUUGUUUGUAUCUACAUAAUUUUUUUUUUCCAGACAACAGUUAGGGCUCCCGCCAGGUAGAUUCUUGCUAUUUUGAUAAUAAUAUCUAAAACAUAAAAUAAUAAACUAAAACGAUUUUAUUUAGGUACUAUUAAUUAUUUAUAUUUUUUGUCUUGAGUUCACGCACAAAUUAUUAUUUUUUAUCGUACAUGCCAGCGAUUCGGUCACACGGCAAAUCCAAUGAAAAUAAUAUCAUUCGAUAAAUCUUUACACAUCAGUACAAAUACACUUCUAUAUUAUUAUAUAGUUACUAUACAUAAAAACAGUUAGCAGCCCUAUUCGAAUAAUUGUCUUUUAAAUACUUUAGAAAUACUUUUGUCAGAUGCUUGAAUACAUUUUAAAAAUACUUUUAUCAAAACAGGCUUUUAGGCAGAUAUCGAAUAGGUACUCGAAACUCUCACAAGAGAAAAAUUCGUGUUUCAUAGGUACUAGUGUAUAUAAUAGAAAUACAGUGAUAUUAUAAUAUACAUACACUUCAAACAUUAUAAUUUAGACGACCGUUAUACAUUAUAUUUUUCGGAAACUAUAUUGACACAUUGUGUUGCCUUAUAUUAAAAAAAAUGAUUCAAGAGUGCAAUCUACGACCAUUACUCACUUAAUACAAUACAACACACAACACAACUAUUAUUGUUUCAUUGAAAACAUUAAGUAUACCCAAAAUUAUUUUCAUAAAUCAUUUUUUUUUUCAUACAUGUUAACUAAAUGUUCGUGUUAAUUUGAAAACAUUCUUCUGAAAAAAUACUUAUCCGAAUUCUUAUCUCGUAAUUCGUAUAAUUAGUGAACCGAUUAGCUUCAAUUUAAACUCUUUAGAGGACCACUAAAUGAGCGUUUAAUGAAUCAUUAAAACAUAUAAUAAUUUAUUAGAUUUCUAUUAUUUUAUUAAACGUUUAUUGAACGUUUAUGCAACUCAGCACUGUAUACAUAGAUAUGUUAAAGGCUAUAUAAAAGGAUAUGAUUUUAUUGAUACUCGUUUUUUAAGAAUUAUAUUAUGGUAUUUUCAAAAAUGAUUUUUAAAAACACCACGACAGUUUAAAUAAACUAUUGCCAUUCGUAUACUGUUUGUUUAAAAAUUAAAUGCUAAAAUUGUCAAACUGAUAUAAUAGACGUAUUUUGACAUUUGAAAAUCUAAAAUUUACAUUAUAUUAUAUAUUAUAAUAUUAUAGUAUACCAAUUGUUUGUCUACGAUGUAGUAAUGAAGUGAUAAAAAUUCUGAAACACUUUCGGCAUGAAGUUUACAUGAAAUCUGUGAGAUCUAUUUCCUAACUCCAGUAUUCUGAAUUUCCAAAAAUCGAUUUGGAAAUGUAUAAAAAAAAAUAUUGAAAAAAAAGUGGCUUAGCUAGCUAAUCUCGUCUACAUUUUACGCUGAAUCAACGGACAACGAAUUGGUCUAAAUUACUACAUGUGCCGCGUACGUGUUGGACAAAGAAAGACAAGAGAAUAUCCCCGUUCAGUUUCGAAUCCCUUUAAUGAAUCCCACGAUAAUUUUAUACGGAAUUGAAAUAAUAUUAUUCAACGUUAAAAGACACGUGAAAAUGCGGUCGCUACUCGCUUAAGUUUAUAGGAUCGUAUUUCAAAAUUGUAUGUGUCGUACGUGUGUGUAUGUGUGCGCGUACGUGUAUGUGUAUAUUAUAUGCAUGCGUGUAUGUGUGUGGUUGUGAGUGUGCAUGUGUGCGGUUUGUGUGCGCGUGCGUAUGCGUUUAUUUACCCGAUUAAAUUAUUAUUCCACGCGCGUACGAUUUUUUUUUUACCCGUUCGGGCGGUACAAAAACGUCGGUUUUAGAUUCGUUCGAGCAUGGGGGUCGAAUGUGUGUAUAAGCCCCGAGUUUGUUAGAGCAAAAGCGGUACGUCUAAUCUGGUUAGCAACAACUCGCGCAACGUCGAUUAUUUAAUAAGAUGUUUUGACCUAAAAAUACGCACGUAUAAUAUUAUAUAGACAAACAGGAUGUUUCGAACACGCAUGCGAGCAAAAAAAAAAAUAAAUAAAUAAACAAAUACCAUAUAGUUUUUAAUCAGAUCAUAUAUAAUACAGAUAUAUCAACGGUAUAUUGUAUAUAUAUGUGUGUGUGUGUGUGUGUGUGUGUAAUAAUACUAUCUUAUUAAUAUGUGUAACGCGGCGCCCGUGUAUCGUCUGUGCAACGAAAUUAAAACUUUUCCUCCGGAGGUACACUUUAUUUUUUAUUUUUAUUUUUAUUUUUUUUUUUUUUUUUUUUUUUUUUUUUGAUUUCAAGUCGUGUUGCGGCCCGGAAAACUCGAUGAAGAGAUUCGGCGAUAAAGACAAAACGGCGGCCGACCAGUGUUACGCAGAAGUAGCUGAAAAGUUUGCGUCGACUGCAGGUAAAAUAUCUAAUCGUGUUCGAAAUAAAUUAACUUCCCGGCAGACGGUCGGUUUUAGUAAAAGAAAGGAAAAAAGUGCCUCGUUGAACAUCAUAUAUCAUACUUGCAGUGCUAUAUAUAUAUAUAUAUUAUAAAAUGUAGUUUAUAAUGCAUGAUGUACCCGUGUUUGAACAACUUUUUACUAUAUAAUAUUUUGUUUACGCUCCGGUAACAAUAACAAUAAUAACACGGUAGCUAUACUACCGUAUUUCACCUAAUUACAAUGUAAUUGAAAAAAUAAAACGCUAACAAUAAUGACGUCGGUAGAUUUUUGUAUCGAUACAAAACAAAACGAAAAUAAUGUUUGAUAUCAACGGUUAUAUUAUUAUCAUUCUGACCGAAAAAUAUUUGUAUUUUAUUUUUCUUCCAUUCGGAAAUUGGUUUAUGGCUGACAUGAUAUUUUGAUAAGGGAGAUUAACGCUGUGGGCUUCGUUCGACUUGCGCGCCGCAAUCAAAAUCCUAUUGGCAUUACGCGGAAUGAUGUCCACGAGUUUACAGGGAUGAACUUCGAGUCUCUACACUUGGCAUUAGGACUACUAGGACUACUAUGGGCGAACAUCUCUUAGGUCUAUUUAAGUCGGCUUUUACACGACAGAUACGAACUACUAUAUUCGUAUCUCAGUAUACUGCAAGAACCGAAUAUAAAUCCACUGUAAAGCAUACGCGCUUGUUACCGAAAUAUUUAGUAAAAUACACGUUUCAAAAAUAAUUCAAAUAAAAGCUAUACGAGCCCAGAGGACCGAUGGAAAUAAUAUUGAGAUUAUUCGGGAAUAAUUUCCCAUUAAAGUUUUUCCGACACAAUAAACUCGAAACAAUUCCAGAUGUUUUAAGAAUAUAAUAAUAUAAUAUAUUUAACGCGUAAAACCAUUAAUCUUGUUACAAUGUGACAAUUUCGGGUAGAAAAUAAACUUUCUAUCCAUUAAAAUCCGAAUUCGUAGUCCCUCAGGACUUUAAACUUUUUCCUCGAAUUCAAAAUAAAAUAUGAGAACAUGACAAUAUUAAUUGAAAAUAAUAACAACGUUAGCGGGACGCAUAUUAAAUAUAAUGAUAUUACUGUGAAUUCAAACGAAACACAAGAUAUUUAUUUAAAAAAAUACAAUUAUUUCAUUUUAAAAAAUGUAUUGAAAUCUAGCAUAUUAUUUCGGAAUCGAAUAUAUUCAUAAUAUUUUAACGACCGGUGAAUACAUAAAUCCGUUUCGAACGGCAUUAUAUAGAUGUAUAAUAUACUGCCGCAGAGAUUAUAAUUCAAACUUAUAAACUACAUUGGUAUAAGUUCGUAGUUGUAGGUAUAUACUCAUUUCCUAUAAAACGUAAAUAAAAAGAAAAUACUAUAAUAAUAAUAAGUCUGAAAAACUCGUCAAAACACUUCUCGGAAUCUGAAAACUUUAAACUCUUAAACGCACGCCUACUAUGUGUAUAGAAUAUUUCGCAUCUCUCGCGUAUCGUUCGAUUAUAUUUAUUGGUAUAGGAUAUUGCACGCACUUUGAACUUUUUCUCUGUACGGUCCAAAUAUCGGUAUAGAAAAGAAAAUUAAUCCGCUUAGGUUCUUAUAUGUAUAAUAAUAUACUUUGUUCGCCGCAGUAUUCCUAAUAUUCGAACACUGCAGGUUUUAUAAUCAGUGUUGUAUUUUUUUCUAGAUAGGUAUAGUUUUAUCUGUUAUCUUGUCUAAAUAAACGAUAAAUAUAAUAUCUAGAUAAAACAAUUUUUAUACUUUUGUUAAAUCGAUAGGUGGAAUAAUCAAUUAAUUAAUAGUUGUAUUCUUUAACUAAUAAUUAUUAAUAAGUUACAUAUCAAUCACAAAAUAAUUUUUUCAGAAAUCUAUAAUUGUAUCAAAUUAAGUUCACAGCUUUAAAUACUUAAGUUUCAUGAUAGGUAAUGAACAAAACUAUCGAUUUUUUUUUAUCUAGAUAAAAAGUUGCUUAUUAUUUAUCACGAUUUUUAUCUCAAAGUUGUCAUCUAUUGACAAUAAUAUUACUAUCAUCUAUUCUCGAAUACGUGUGGUUUUUCUGAUUUAACGGUCAGACAAUCGUGAAAAUCUGGGAUCAAAUUUCAGACAGGACGCAUUAAUAUGCUUGACGAACACACGAACGGAGGGCGAAGUAAUUUUUCAUAACAAAGUAUACAGUGUGUUCUACAAAUAUAUGAUUAUUGCUAUGUCUUGGUAAGUAUUAAAUAUUGACGAAGCACUAUUCAAACGCCACGUGCUAUGCUACUCCACUAAUUAUGCUUCACUAUUCACUUCCUACCCAUCAACAGUUUGAAGGUAAUUGAUAAUAUCAACGCCAAAAAGUAUUUAAACUAAUAGUCCAUGCCCAUCUAUUUAUGAAUCUUUAAAUAUAGGUUGAUAAUUUAAAACCAAAUUUAGGUAGUCGCUUCAUCCCCAAAAAUAAGGUGAAAAAAAAUGAGGUUAGUGUAAUAUUGUAGAGCUAUUUAUUUCUUGAAUUAAAAAAAAAAAAAAACAAAAUUGUUAAUAUUUUCCAAUACAAUAUAGCAAUAAUCGUAGGAUACCCUGUUAAACUAGGGUUAGUUUUACUAUAAAUAUAUCGGACGACACGGAAGACGUUUGAAAUAAACAAAAUGUAAUAGGUGUCGACAAUAACUUACACCAACAAUAAUAUAUAGGUACUUGCGUAUACGUCCAGAUUAAUUUCGAGUUUGUGUUUUCGGUACACCUAAGUACUUAUAAAAUAAUAUAUACACGACGUCUUGUUGCUGAAACCGAAUAUGCACGCAUGCAACGAUAAUAAUAUUAUUAUUAUAACCGCCAGCCAGAGUAGGUAAAGUCGAUAUAAAUUUACUCCGAAAUUAAUUUUUAGUGCAUUUCGUAUGCAAAUUGAUAUUAUCGUGGAAUCGGGCGUGCGUAUAUUAUUAUUUCCGCGUUUUGUACGGUAGGUACUUGAGUAGGUAGGUAGGUACCUAUGUUUGUGACGUACGAAUUAAUAUUAUAUUUUACUUUGAACGAUCGUGUUCAAAAGUGUUUGAAUUUCAGUCUCACGGAUAUUAGUAUUUAACGUACAAUAAUAUCUACGCGUGUACAACUGUACAGCAUUAACCGUGCUGUUUAUACCAUAAAAUAUAAUCUUACGUAUCUGAACUAUCAAAGGCGUAGCCGGGAAGAACAAGGUCAAUUGGGUCACGGCGAUCCACCCCGGGCCAUUCUCUUGAGAUUUUGGUAUUUUUGUUUGAUUUAACGUAAAAUAUGAUCAAGCAUAAUAAUAAUAUAUUAUAAUAUUCUAUAAUGCAAGUAUCCUUUCAUUUGUCGAUAUAAAUAUGAUUUAUUUAUUUUAUUUAGGUAAAAAGUCAAAUAUUAAUUUUCAUAGAACUCAAAUCGUAUUGCUUAUUUGACUUUUACAGUGUCACUCCAGUUGUCGGUUUGUGUCUUGAUGGAGUUUCGUAAUUUUAUAAGUUUGCCUUAUCUGUGUAUAGGAGGGCAGUAUUAUAAUAUUAUGGAAAUAUUUUUGUACAUUAAGGGGACAACAAUUUGUAAUUUGAAUGCAGUAUACUUUUCAUUGUUAUAAUAAUGCUGAAAAUGACGUUUUAGCAAUAAAUUAUAAUUUAACUUAAAGAAACUAAUGUUUUUAAUAAAAAAAAAAAAAAAACAAUACAACAACAAUAUUAGGUACAACGUUAAAUUGUAUUUUUAUUCAUAUAUUUUAAAGGUGUUACGCCGAAACAAGACUUGUUUUCUACCGAAGCAGUGAAAAUCACCAAGAAGAAGCAAUUCGUGAGUGAUUAAUUUUUAUUUUUUUAUUAAAAUUACAAUUUUGUUCAUAAAAUUAAUAAAUUUUUUAUUAUAUUUGAAUGGUCAUUGUAGUGCCUUCACGAAUGCAUCGGCAAGAAAAACAAAUUGGUACUGUUAUACUUUUAAUAAUGUUACAUACAUAAAUAAAAAAAUAAAAUACGAUUUAAUUUAAAAUGCAUUUAUUUGUAGCUCACCGAAGACGGUUCACUGAACAAAACUUUCAUCACCGAUUACUCGAUGAACACUAUCUUCAAAGAGCAAUGGCAAAAGCAAGUGGGAGAAAAGGCUUUGGCGAAAUGUCUCGAAGAGACAUACAGUAAGUGCACUAAAGCUCAAUUAUUGUUAUUAUAGUUUUAUACGAGUGACGGUAACUUUUGUGUAAAACUACGUUCACAAUUGUGGUUUAAGAUUAGCAGUGCUCGCAAACAUAUUAUCACACCUGCUUUUACUUAUAACGCUGCACAUUAGACCGCCAAAUAAGCAGCAUUUUUUUUUAAAAACUAGCAUCGUUAGUAAACGUUUACAAUUUCCAAAUGACUACCUAUAUAGGUUUCUAUACACAAUAUACAUUGUACACAUUAUAAUGUAUACAAAUAUACUAAACAUAAUCUUCUCACAGCUUAAAUUAAUAAUAUAACCGUCAUUUUUAUACCCUAUACUACAGACUUACCGUCUUUAACUAGCUUAUACUACUUAUCCGAAUGUUAUCGUCAUGUUGACGUCGAAUUCGUAAAAAAACUAUAACCAUGAUAUGAGCAAACAAUGUAUAGGUAUAUAUUUGCUUGAAAUUAAAUAUCGUUAAAACUGUUGAUAAAUAUCGGAACUCUGAAUUUAUGAAAGACUCAAUAAUAAUAUUUAGGUACACAAGAUGUAAAACACAAAAAUAAUAAUCGAACGUCAUAAUAUCCAACGCAAACCUGUAUGAUCAGAUUUGUAUUCGCUACAUAAUAAAUAUCUGCAGUAUACGACUAAUCAAUGCUCAAUGUGUAUAUUUUGCUUUAGUCGUAAAUACGCGUAAAAAAAUUAACAGAGCAACACAUUUUUUUUAUAAAUUUACCUAUGUCCGUUUAGUUUAUAAAAUCCUGUAUAGUCACCAUUAUAGUUUUAUUCGUAUAUGUAUCGAUUUAAAUGUAAUGCAAUCGUGAAAUCUCUCGUGAAAUUCAAUUAUUUUUUUCUUAUUUACUACCGUCUUCAAAAAUAUAAUUAUAUCGUGUAGUAAUUAUUUUGACGUAGUUUAAUUUGUUUGUUUUUUUUUCCAGUACCGUGGCCAACCGAAGAAACCGAAUACAAGUGCAAUCCGGUUUACGUACAAUUCCAACACUGUUUAUGGUUGGAAUACGAAUCGGUUAGUAUUGAGCCCGUCAUUUUUCGUUUUAUAAUUAAUUUUACGUACCUAUUAUCUUAUUAACUCGUUGAGUAAACCGAACACAUCCAAGUAUAUGCACGAGUUAUCCAUUGACGUUUAUUUAUAAAUAUUAUACUCAUUGUUUCUUGCAUGCAAGAGAUGCGGUUUUUGUUUUGAACGAUUUUACCUUCUUGAAUAUAGAUUUUGAAACAAUUAUUAAAAAAUACAUAAUAUCUACUUAAACGUUAUCAUAAAGAGCAGAAACGACAUACAUGAGGAGAUCAAUAAACGAAUAGCAUCCGGUAACCAAUGUCACUAUACAAUGUUAUGAAACUCUUGACAUUAAAAUGACUGCCGCGCAAUUCGUCUUUAAAUUAAAUAAUGUCUCUACUCGGAUACGGCCAUAGCAGUACUAUUGUUAUUUAUGACUAACAUAGGCACAAAUAAGAAAAACUAGGGUCUUAGCUUCUUCCCGGAAACUCAAUUCAGUAAAUACUGGGUAUGCAUAAUUGAUAUUAUGGAGGAUUAAGCCCUCCAAAAACAUAGUUGUGCUAUUUGCGACUAUAACAACCAAUACACCCAAGUGAAACUUUGGUCAUUGACUAAUUAAUGGAUACCUAAUAUAGAGUAAUAGUAUUACUUUCGAAAGAAAAUUAUAUUCUCAGUACAGUAAUACAAAAGUAGACCGACGAGAGAAGUAAAUAUCAAGUCCUGCAUAUUAUGGUGUUAUAUAACAAGCCAAAUAUAUAACCUAUCAUUCUUUAUAGAAAGAAAACGUCUAGAAUAGUUCGGACACAUUAGAAAAGCAGAUUGCCAACUAUAUAGCUCUAUAGCAAUAUAGCUCGUAAUAUAGAAGACACAGGAGGAACGCGACUUUUAACGUGCUAUACAACAGAGAGAGAAAUAUAGGCUACUUGAUAGCAGCAAUAAUGGUCCCCAACCAUGCUGAGCAAGAAGAAGAAGAAGAAAGAUAAUAUCUACAACCCCACGUGUCUAUAUUAUAUGUAUCUAAUUCAGCAUAGAACAACAAAAAAUGUAAACAAAAAUGGAAGGGACGAUUUUAAUAAAAAUACUUACGAUUAUCGUUUAACUUUAAACGUUUAGGUUAUAGUAGGUUUAGACAUAGAAACAACAUUCAAACGUAUAUUAAAUUAUUUUGUAAAUAAAAUGUUGUUCUUCCUUCUGUUACAGAACUGUCCCGAUGACAAGCGUAAGACAAGUGAGUGUAAAAUAUAAAUUGAUAAUAUUUUAUAGAUUAUAAAAUAUAAAAUUAAAUGUGUAUCGAUGUGUUAUUUUAGAUAAGAAAUGCGAAAAGACACGAAACCGGUACAGGAUGCAAAAAUCAUCGUCGAAAUAAACAUCUGCUGCAAAAUAAAAAAAAAAUAUUUAUAAUUCUUUCUGAAUGACAUCAUGUUUAUCGGUCGUUUAGUUGAAAUACAAAUCUAGCUUCUAGUUUAGCUAUCAUUAUUGAUAGUAUUAUUUGUAGGCAUUAUAAAUUAUUAUUAUUAUUAUUAUUAUUGUUAUUUGUACGUCACGUAUUUAAUACUUUUUGGAAGUUUACAAUAAAAAAAAAAAAAAAAGGAACUUAUCUCAUAUUAAAGUGUAUUCGUCCCAUCACAAAUGAUUUUUCGAUUAUAUAUAUUUUUUUUUUAAAUAAACUAUCUAGUACAAUUAAAAAAAUAAAUAAAUAAUAAAUUAUUAUAAAUUACUAUUAUAAUCUUAUAUACCUAACACGUUAUAAUUUAUACACUAUUAUUAUAACUAUUAUAAUUAUAUUAUUUUCAAAUAAAAAAACAGAAACACAGUAAAACUGAUAAUUAUAAUAUCGUCGUUGUCUCUCGUU
Molecule: messenger RNA, 14395 nt
Organism: Cinara cedri
Lineage: Eukaryota; Metazoa; Arthropoda; Insecta; Hemiptera; Aphididae
Source: the annotation of a GenBank genome assembly